Messenger RNA from Mesorhabditis belari, 1419 nucleotides. The record is from the annotation of a GenBank genome assembly. NCBI's taxonomy places the organism in Eukaryota, Metazoa, Nematoda, Chromadorea, Rhabditida, Rhabditidae.
AUGCCAGGCGUUCACACGUUUUACGAUGGCUCACAAAUGUUCGAGCCACUCUCGAGGGUGGUUGGAGUGGAAACAGAUAAGAUCAAUCUCGUGAUGUGUCUCGUUGCUGCUGUUCCAUUAAGUUAUUCUUACAAUGUUCAUAUGAAAGCGGGGAAAGUAUCGAAAGAAGUCCGCGUCAUUUUCCCGACAAUUGUCGGACUUUCCUUUUGUUUCUUCUGCUUUGGAUGGGCGAUAAAGCACAUCUUAUGGAAUGUGAUCAUCAACUAUGCCGUCAUUCGCUUAGCUCCACAACAAUAUGUGCAUAAAUUAGUAUUUCUCGUAGCAACUGGCUAUUUGACGUUCAUUCACUUUUAUCGAUGGAAAAUUUUGAAGGAAUACUAUUUGGAUAUCACUGGACCAAUGAUGAUCAUGGUGCAAAAGGUGACAAUGUUGGCGUUUCAAUUACAUGAUGGACGAUGCAAAAAGCAAGAGGAACUCAUGGAACAUCAGAAGCGAGAAGCGCUCACUGAAGCUCCCCCAUUGUUGAUGUACCUCUCUUACUGUUUCCAUUUCCAAGCUGUUCUCACCGGUCCCAUGUGUCUCUACGUCGACUUCGUUCACUUCAUCGAUGGCACCCAUAUACCCGCUGACAAAAAGGGACAGAUCCCAUCACCUAUCAGCACAGGCGUCCGCAAGUUGGCCAUCGCCGCCGGUCUCGUCUUCUCGAUCUCCAUAUUUUCUGGAAGCCUCUAUGUGGAAAGAUUGGCUGAAGACAGAGAUCUAAGCAAACCACUUCUUCAAUGGUUGGCUAUUUGGUGGGUGUGCAUUUUCUUCAGCCGAGUCCAGUACUACUUCGCCUGGGUGAUGUCUGACGCCAUUUGCAACUUGUCCGGUUUCGGCUUCAGCGGUUAUGACGAGAAUGGGAAAGCUACUUGGAACAUGAUGACUAGUGUCGAUAUGCAAAAAGUUGAAAUGGCUCAAAGCUUAAAAGAAACCCUCGACAACUGGAAUAUUCCAACAGUCGCUUGGCUUCGCAGAGCUGCCUUCGAUAGAGCUCCAAGAAGAUAUCGAACUCUUGCCACGUAUGCUUUAUCUGCUUGGUGGCAUGGUCUCUUCCCUGGAUAUUACAUCGCUUUCGGCACCACUGCUCUCUUCACAUUUGCUGCGAGAACGUUUCGUCGCUGUUUCCGAUAUCGUUUCUUGGGCAGUUCGUCGAGCAAAUUCGUCUACAAUGCAAUCACAUUUAUGGCCACUAAAAUCGCUCUCGCUUACGCUGCUUAUUCAUUUGUCACAAUGCAUGCAUAUCCUGCAAUGUUCAUCUAUUCCCGCAUCUAUUUUCUUCCUCAUAUCAUCGCCGUUCUCAUGAUUUUCACAAUCCCAAUGUUUUUCCGACCCGAGAAGAAGAAAAUCGAUGAGAAGAAUGAGCUGAAAAAAGAACUU